Molecule: messenger RNA, 422 nt
Organism: Penaeus vannamei (Pacific white shrimp)
Lineage: Eukaryota; Metazoa; Arthropoda; Malacostraca; Decapoda; Penaeidae
Source: RefSeq, a predicted model, not a curated record
AAGUUAUGACGAUGCGUACAUCACGCGAAAGAUGUCGCAGAUGCCCACCUUCACCUCCCCCUCCUACGGACGCCCACCCAUGGGUGGCUACAUGCAGGAUCCUUACGGCUACGACUACAUGCCAAGGGGCUACCCUCCCAUGGGCCCCCACCCCCACGUAUGGCUCCCGCAGCAUGGGUCCCUACUACGACUAUGACUACGGCUACGGAGGGGGCUACGGCGGGGGCUAUGGAGGGGGCUACGGCGGGGCUAUGGAGGGGUUACGUCCCGCCUCCAAGGAUGAGCCGUUACGACAGCUACCUCGACGACGAGUUCUUGGAGCCGAGCACCUACGUCCCCGCUAUCGUCCUCGCAUGCAUGACCACCUCGACGAUACCGACUUCGCGAAAAGGUCAGUUCGCGUCAAGGAUGAUGCUUCUUGA